Messenger RNA from Dipodomys ordii (Ord's kangaroo rat), 1584 nucleotides. RefSeq names its product L-2-hydroxyglutarate dehydrogenase (gene L2hgdh). The record is from RefSeq and is a predicted model, not a curated record. Gene Ontology annotation, molecular function: (S)-2-hydroxyglutarate dehydrogenase activity; (S)-2-hydroxy-acid oxidase activity. Lineage: Eukaryota; Metazoa; Chordata; Mammalia; Rodentia; Heteromyidae. The coding region runs from base 49 to 1452 and encodes 467 amino acids. The transcript is spliced from 11 exons.
UCUGGCAGCGACGUCGAGAGGUUGAGGUCGAGGACGGGGGAGCCGGCGAUGGUGGCGGUGCUGCGUUACCUCCGUGGCUCCUGCAGACAGGCCCUCGGAGGCUUCCUGGGAGGCUUUAGCGGGUCGGCGUCGGGGAGACCCAGGCCGCUGUGCGGGGGUAGCCGCCGCGCCAGCACCAGCUCAUUUGAUAUAGUUGUUGUCGGUGGUGGAAUUGUGGGACUUGCCUCUGCGAGAGCACUCGCCCUGAGACAUCCUCAACUUAAAAUUGGUGUCCUGGAAAAGGAGAAGGAUUUAGCUGUUCACCAGACUGGACAUAAUAGUGGCGUCAUACACAGUGGAAUUUAUUAUAAACCAGAAUCUCUGAAAGCUAAAUUAUGUGUAAAAGGUUCAGCCCUCAUCUAUGAAUACUGUAAACAAAAGGGAAUUCCCUACAAGCAAUGUGGCAAGCUAAUAGUAGCUGUUGAUCAAGAAGAAAUUCCUAGACUUCAGGCCCUAUACGAGAGAGGUCUACAGAAUGGUGUCCAAGGCUUGAGACUGAUCCAGCAGGAAGAUAUAAAAAAGAAGGAGCAAGGACAGCAUGUUACCUAUGAAAACAAACAAGGUCUAAUGGCUAUUGAUUGUCCCUAUACUGGCAUUGUGGACUAUCGGCAGGUAGCUUUGUCAUUUGCCCAGGAUUUCCAAGAAGCAGGUGGCUCAGUCUUGACCAGUUUUGAAGUAGAAAGAAUUGGAAUGGCUAAAGAAAGUUCUUCAGAAAGUAAAGAAGAUUUGCAAUAUCCAGUUGUUAUAAAGAAUAGUAAGGGAGAGGAAAUUCGGUGUCAGUACAUUGUGACAUGUGCAGGACUUUACUCCGAUCGCAUUUCAGAGUUGAGUGGCUGCAGUCCUCAUCCUACUAUUGUUCCAUUCCGGGGAGAUUACCUGCUUUUGAAGCCAGAAAAAAGCUAUCUUGUAAAAGGAAAUAUUUAUCCGGUCCCGGAUAGCCGGUUUCCUUUCCUGGGAAUUCACUUCACACCAAGGAUGGAUGGCAGCAUUUGGCUAGGGCCUAAUGCAGUGCUUGCCUUUAAACGGGAAGGUUAUAGAUUCUUUGACUUCAGUGCCAAAGAUUUCAUGGAAAUAAUUAUGAACAGUGGCUUGAUUAAACUGGUGUUCCAGAAUUUCUCCUAUUCAGUUAAUGAAAUGUAUAAAGCCUGUUUUCUUGCUGUAACAGUGAAGAACCUUCAAAAGUUUGUUCCUGAAAUUACUAUCCAUGAUAUCCAAAGAGGUCCAGCUGGAGUCAGAGCCCAAGCCAUGGACAGAGAUGGACGUUUGGUAGAAGAUUUUGUAUUUGAUGGAGGGGUUGGGGCUAUUGGAAAUCAAAUUCUUCAUGUGAGAAAUGCACCUUCCCCUGCCGCCACUUCUUCCCUGGCAAUUUCAGAAAUGAUUGCAGAUGAAGUGCAACAAAGAUUUGGAUUAUAAAACUUGAAGGGAGCAGGGUAGGAGUUAGUGUCCAUCAACAACAAGAAUGUACUACUUGGAUUCUCUAAGUAGAACCUAGGAAAAUGGUUUUAAACUCUUACUUUAUGGUCACAUUUUAAGUAACCAUUGAGU